Molecule: messenger RNA, 582 nt
Organism: Guillardia theta CCMP2712
Lineage: Eukaryota; Cryptophyceae; Pyrenomonadales; Geminigeraceae
Exons: 1
Coding region: 1-582 (193 amino acids)
Source: RefSeq, a predicted model, not a curated record
AUGGCACCAGCAGGAGGCAGUCAGUUCAGCAUGAUUGGUUCUGCAUUUUCCGCCCCACUCGACUUGGACUCGAUCAACGUCCAGGCCUACCUUGGAGCCAAGUUAGAGACCAAGACACCCGAAAAGAGGGAAGAGAUCAAAACAUUGCUUAAAAUGACAGAGAAAUACAACGAAAUCAAGGAGCGUAUGAUCAAAAAAACGAUUACCAUGCUAGAGAAUGCAUAUGAAACUACUAUAACCCCAACCACGAAGAAAAUGAUAGCUUUGAUCAAAGGUCUACUUCUAUUCAAUAAGACCAUCCGUGUCCGUGGCAAUACAAACACAUCCCUUGCCAAGGCACUGAAGGCAGCCGCGAAGAACCCGACCGGGGAGAAGAAGGAGAAGAAACAAGCCAAUACAGCAAACACCCCGUCGCACAAGCUCGCCAAAGAGCGCGGUGUAAUACCCCCGGGCAGUAACAAAACAAAGAAGGGGAAAGGGAAGGGGAAAGGGAAAGGGAAUGGAAACGGUAAGGGAAAAGGGAAAGGGAAUGGAAAGGGAAAAGGGAAAGGGAAUCAGAGAGGUCAGGCAGCCAAGAAAUAA